CCGGCGGCAGCGGCGAUGUGAGCCGGCGGGGCCGGAAAGCGCUGCCCGCAUGGCCGCGGGCGGCGGCAGGAAUGCGCCGGUGUACGGCGGAGAGCACGGCUACCGGGCCCCGCAGCACGACGGCAUGAGGAGGGAUGGAGGCGGGGAGCCGUGCUGGUCCAGGCCCGAGUGCCGCGUGUGGACGGUGAUGCUGCUGCUGGGGACGUGCCUGCUGUACUGCGCCCGCGUCACCGUGCCCAUCUGCGCCGUCGCCCUGAGCGCGCACUUCGGCUGGGACAAGAAGCAGUCAGGAGUUGUGCUCAGCAGCUUCUUCUGGGGCUACUGCUUGACGCAGGUCAUCGGAGGACACAUCAGUGAUCAAAUAGGGGGUGAGAAAGUCCUCCUCCUCUCAGCAUCAGCAUGGGGCUUCCUGACAUUCAUCACCCCACUGCUCACCCAGAUCACGUCUGCACACCUCGUCUUCAUGACCUGCUCCAGGUUCCUCAUGGGGCUGCUGCAAGGGGUCUACUUCCCAUCCCUGGCCAGCCUGCUGUCUCAGAGGGUCCGGGAGAGUGAGCGAGCCUUCACGUACAGCACAGUGGGGACUGGCUCACAGUUUGGGACGCUGGUGAUCGGAGCUGCAGGAUCUCUGCUGCUGGACUGGUACGGCUGGGAGAGCGUUUUCUACUUCUCUGGUUUGCUCACUUUGCUCUGGGUUUACUGCACCUGCAAGUACCUGCUGACAGAGAAAGAUCUCAUCAUCCCCAUAGACUAUUUAAUGAGAAGCAUCUCAAUCUCGAAGCAGAGCAAAGUGCCUUGGAAGCAGCUGUUUAAGAAGGCACCGAUAUGGGCUGUCAUCGUCGCACAGCUGUGCACAGCCAGCACGUUUUUCACCCUGCUCUCCUGGCUGCCGACUUUCUUUAAGGAAACGUUCCCCGAGUCCAAGGGCUGGGUGUUCAAUGUAGUUCCCUGGCUGGUUGCAAUUCCAACAAGCUUGUUCAGUGGAUUUCUGUCCGAUCAUUUAAUUAAUCAGGGGUACAAAACCAUCACCGUUCGUAAGUUCAUGCAGGUCAUUGGCUCUGGAGUCUCAAGCAUGUUUGCCCUGUGCCUGGGUCAGACAUCUAGUUUUUGCAAUGCUAUCGUGUUCGCCUCAGCCUCUGUUGGGCUUCAGACCUUUAACCACAGUGGCAUUUCAGUGAACGUGCAAGACCUGGCCCCAUCCUGUGCUGGCUUGUUGUUUGGUGUUGGAAAUACAGGCGGAGCUCUGCUAGGUGUGGUUUGCGUGUACCUGGCUGGAUAUCUGAUGGAAACAACGGGCUCCUGGAUUUCUGUUUUCAACCUGGUGGCUGCUGUCAACAGUGUUGGUCUCUGUGCGUUCCUGGUGUUUGGAGAGGCCCAGAGGGUGGACACAGACUCUGCCUACAUUGACAUGUAGCAAUGGGUCUGAGGAGCAGUGGAAGGAGCCGGGUGUGUCACGUCUGUGUGCCACUGAUGCACAAGUGCCAAAGAACAUAAUUGUUUUGUGGGUGUUUUAAUGGGACGAAAAUGACUGGGACCAUGUGUGCAGUGGGUCUGAAUGAAACCCACAGCAGAAGAGAAAGGUAGAGUUCCUGUUUUGCUCAGGGCAUGGCUGGUGGUUGGUGAGGCCAUCCAGUUCAAAGUCUACACGUGAGAAUGUGGCCUUGGUUUGCCCCUGUCCCUUUCAGGGGCCAUAUAUGCUGGUGGCUGUCCUGCUGGACGGGGCUGCAGUUUGCACUCUCAGCUUACAGAGUGCAGAGCAUGGGAACGGCUGUGCUUGGCCGCCCUGUGACUGCGUGGGGUAUUUCCAACGCCUGGCUUUUUGUCUGGACUAAAAGCAAAAUCCAAAAGAUUGCACCUCUGACCUUAACCGCCCAUCGCGUGCCUUUGUUUUGCAAUCUGCUCUGCAGGUCCAACCCAGGUGCACAUGUGAAAAGGUUGUGAGAUGGAUUCAAGGCUUCCUUCAGGGCAAGUGAGGAUCUCUAGCUGGGAGCCCUGGGCAGGACAUCACAUCCACACUGCCUUCACCACGCUCCUGCUGAGACCUCAAAGCUCAAACCCUUCACUGGGGGGGACGUGGAGCUGUGCUGCCCUCGUAGUGCAGGGACAGCUGAGGAAUCCUCCAAAAUCAUUUCACUGUAUGCUGUGAAUGUAUGUGAAGAACUGGUCAUGUGCAGUGCUAUGGAUCUGUGCUCCCUGCUCUGUCAGAGGUGUCCUCCAUGUGCUCUUGAAGCACUGGGGGCAAUCCCAAAGAGCACACAGUGGGCAUGGAGUCUGCAUGAGGUGUAAAGCCAAUUCCUAUAUUGGGGACCCGUAGUGCUGGAUGUGGAUCCACACUGUUCCCUGUGUCAGGGGGAAUACUUGGCUGUUCAAGUCUCUGAGCCUGAAUGUCUGAAGUUAUUUAUAAAUAUUUUUAAAUUGAAGUACCAAAUUCUAUAUUUUAUGUACUUGAGGCCUGAUUCUGCAUGCCUGUUUUCUGUGGUACUCCCAGCAAAGCCCAUGGGAUUUCUAAAGGGGAAGGAUUUACCAGCCUACAGCUUCUGCUUUUGUAGGAUCUAUGUUUUGUGUGACAUUUCACAUUAAAGGAAGUCACUGCUCUGUCUCUCACCCUUCUCUCACAGCUCACCCAGCACUUCAGUGGGUUGACUGCAUUAUCUGCCUCUGUAAACUGGCCAGAAAGUUACAGAUCUAAGGCCAGGUUCCACCUUCAGGUAUCCUCAGCAAAGCAUUGAACCCCCUUUUCCACAGCUGUACAAUUAUUAGUUUAAGCAGCAUUGCCAAAGCUUGCUAUCAGAGAUGGUGUUAUGGAAGGAUCUACAAAAUAAA
This is a messenger RNA of Lagopus muta (rock ptarmigan), 2823 nucleotides long. It is a transcript of the gene SLC17A9, whose product is annotated as solute carrier family 17 member 9. Gene Ontology annotation, molecular function: transmembrane transporter activity. The record is from RefSeq and is a predicted model, not a curated record. Bases 50 to 1414 code for a protein of 454 amino acids. Gene Ontology annotation, cellular component: membrane. Gene Ontology annotation, biological process: transmembrane transport. The transcript is spliced from 13 exons. NCBI's taxonomy places the organism in Eukaryota, Metazoa, Chordata, Aves, Galliformes, Phasianidae.